Astyanax mexicanus (Mexican tetra) is the source of this 7651-nucleotide messenger RNA. It is a transcript of the gene ttc6, whose product is annotated as tetratricopeptide repeat domain 6. The transcript has 32 exons. NCBI's taxonomy places the organism in Eukaryota, Metazoa, Chordata, Actinopteri, Characiformes, Acestrorhamphidae. Gene Ontology annotation, molecular function: protein binding. Bases 487 to 5910 code for a protein of 1807 amino acids. The record is from RefSeq and is a predicted model, not a curated record.
CACAGCAAGGUUUACUGGUUGGUUGCUAGGAGACGGGGCUGCUGGCCCGCGCGCUGAGAGAGUGAGUGGAGGAAAGUUUCAUAAAGUCUCUCUCUGAAAAGGAUCAGAAAAUUAGCUACAUUUCAGCCCCACAUAACCAAAAGCAGCAGUGACAAACCCAGAAUGAUCGACUAGUCCUGAGAGAAAUCUGUGUUAAAGACAACAUGCCAGGAACAGUGAGGACAUUAAACACAGUGAGCAGCUAAAGAUGAAGAAACUGAUCGAAGAACUGCGUUAAAAAUUCUCCACAGGAGUUUCACCAAAUGACAAGCCUCUUAUGUAAAACAACACAUUUAACUGCUCAGGUUACACCUAAGGUACCUGUCUACAGAUAUUCACCAGGGAGCCACUUGUGUCCUGCUCCUUACAAGUUCAAGCAGACCUUCCUUAAUUCAGCCUUUUUUUCAAUAAGGUACUCAGUCAGAUAAUAACUCAAAGACAUCCGAAAUGAAAAGAAAUAUCAAUCCAAAUGUGUCCACAAGUGAAAAGACUUCACCAAAGCUUGGUUCUGGACAAGAGGCGGUGAAGACGCCAGCUAUAGCAUCUCUUGCAGGAACCGCUAGAUUAGUAUCUCUGUCCAAAAGGCCUCAGCCUCCUGCUAAGCCUAGAUCAGAGAAGCCUUCAACAGCAGGGGGGGCUUUUAAGAACCAGACUCCUUCAGAGCAGUUGUCAGGUGAAAAGAAGCAAGCUCCUAGAAAUCAGGGUCAGUAUUUAACAGUUCUGGAUAGAUGCUGUUUGCUGAACUCCUUUAGCUCUGAUGAAAUUACAGUGGAUCGUAAUGAGUAUGAACAGGAUAGACGAAAAUGCAGAAAGGAAAGCGAGAAAAAGAGAAGACAGCUGACGGAUAGGCAACAGGAGGAGAGGGCUUCUAAAGAACACAGCUCAGGUAGUUCUAAAAGCAGCUCUGCCACCAGCACCAUUCGGAGUAUAAAGUCUGUCACUGAACUACUAGAGGAGGCCAGAAAUAUUGCAACUGGGGGACUGCAGGAGAUCCACCACCAGAGGGUGACAGAGAAAGCAGUAUCAGAUAUGAUGAAGCAGGAAAGUGGACACACAGUGAAUGACCAAAUGACCAAAUGUGGAGACCUGCAUACCUCUGAGCCAGGGGUACGAGAACAUGUGGUCUUUGAUAUUUCUGAUAAGCAGGUCCGGAGCCAUCAGGACGUCCUAGAAGGCAUCAGAGAAGAGAAAAUUCCUGCAGGGACUAUGAAUCAUGCACCUGAUUUGACAAGGAGCUGUAAGGUAGACAUUCUAUAUUCACAGAAAGUCUCAGAGCUUAUCUCUGAUGAGGUGACUGGUUUAGAGGCUCUAGGGAGCAGUUUUCUACCAGUCCAGAGACCUCAAAGGGCAUUGCAGCAAACAAGAACCUUGCAUGGCCUUUCUCUUCUUGCAACCUGGACCCCUAAAACAGAUUCAGGGGAGUACAAAACCAUCCACCACCUCUGUACUACACCUGCCUGUCAAGUCCUGCCUGUGGAGCUGCAGUUAGCCUCCAGAAUGUACCACACUCAGGACCUGUUCAUAAAAACUACACAGUUUCUCCAGCAGAGGACAGCAUUCAGACAAAUAGCUGCCCACCCUGACUCUCAAUGGAUUCUGUGGAAUGGUGUUCCUGUGGAGAAUGUUGGAGAUACAGAGCAGACAGGUGGCAUCACACAACUUCCUCCACAGUCAUCAGAUGCUCUGGAGGAGUGGCAGAAGAUCGCCGAGUACUAUGUGGAAAAACCCAGGAUGAUUUUGUGUGGACAUGCGGCUACACUAUGUGAUGGACAGUUGAGAAUGUUCUGGAGUCCAGCACCUCCAAAAUUCAGCUCUGCUCCAAAUGUUGUAAAAGACGCACUCUUCCCCCACUAUCAGGUAACCCCUGCUGAUCUCUCCGGUGAGAAUUUCUUGGCUGGUCUGCAGGCUGAGAUGGAAUCAGGCAAUGAUCAGAUGGAGAAGAAGCCAAGAGGUUUAUUGGAAAAUAUUCUCUCCAGAAAACACAAGUCUUUGAUGGAUCUGAGAGCAGAGGAAUUGGUUUCUGAGCCUUCUCCAGAGGAUCACCACGAACAGCAGCUGAAGCGGCCCUUCUCUGCCCCACACUUCCUCCCAGCUUCUGAGUCUCCACUGAGGCUGCAGUCUGACUUCACCAGCAUCAGCAGAGAGCUGGACCGCGUCCGACAGCAGCCGCAGACCCCCAUCUACACCCAGUCUAAUUCCAUGCUCAGUGCCAGCCAGGCUCAGUCACAGAAUACUCGCAAUAAGCCCACCUCUCCAGAGAAGCCGAGCUGGGACCCAAGCCACAGUGUAUCACAGCAUAGCAGGGUCAGACCCAAGAGGGUCCUGGGAAAGUCUAUCAAAAAAAAGAAGAGUCACAAAUCUUCCAAGCUGGCCUACGUUCAUAAGAAACUGAAGGAGCUGCCAGAAACUCUUACCAGGAGUGUGUCCUCGUGUGAGCUUUCACAAAUUCACAAAGUAUCAGCAGAACAGACUCUUCUCCUCCGCUUCCCCAGUCUACCAUUGCUACUAGACUUUGAUGGUUUUGCUGUGGAACAGGGAGGUAUUCCUGUCAUGCUUUCACAUCAAGAGUGGGUUGGAGAUAUUUGGAACACCUGGUUUGAUGAGGUCUUCCCCCCACAAGAUCACAGCACCACCAAGAAUGAGCCAGAAGCCAGACAGAUGCAGCCAGUCUCCAAUAAGCAGCUAAAGAAGAAGAAAGAGAUCCCAAUUCUGGACAAAGUGGACCUUUCUGAAGCACUAGAUGAGGGUUUUACCGUUGAAGACCUGGAGAUGGAGGUGGCCAAGCUGACAGAGUCUAUGAUUAAAAACACAGGGAACAAUGGUUUCGACCUGUGCCGCAGAGGAGCGCUGUAUAAAAAACUGGGUCUUCUCAAACAAGCUCUUGAUGAUCUGAAUGCUGCCAUCUCCCUGGAGCCUCAUUUACUGGACGCCUACUGGCACAGACACAGCAUCUCCCUGCUGAGAAAUGCCCCCAAUAGUGCUCUCGAUGAUCUGCACUUCAUCAUUAAGCACAACAAGAAGCAUGCAGAUGCCUUCAGGUCAAGAGCAGAGAUCUACAGAAUGAGAGGAGAGACUAGACUGGCCAUAUUGGACUACACACAGGUCAUAAAGAACAAGCCUGAUGAUGCUGAGAACUACUUUAGAAGAGCGGAUCUGUAUGAGAAAACAAAUGAGAUUUCUUUGGCCAUGGAGGACUAUGCUAAAACAUUUGCCAUUAACCUGGAGAGGACGGACGCGCUGAUGGCACAUGCCCUGCAUCACUUUCACACCUCUGUCUGGAGGGUGGCCCUGGAUGACUUCUCCUUACUGCUGAAGCAGGAGCCAGCAAACGCCAGAGCCAGGACCUACAGAGGAAGGACCUUUGCCAAGCUUGGGCUUUUUAAAGAAGCUAUUGAAGACUUUUGUCUGGCUGUGCACUUGGAUCCCAGGGACUGGUUGGCAUUUUACCACCGUGGCUGCCUGCUCAGGAGAAUACUGCCCGAUGUGGCCUUAAGAGACCUCAGUGUGUCUGUGCUGAUCAAUGGUAGUUCAGAGAAUCUUGCUGCUUUCCUUUAUCGUGGUCUGCUCUACACGGAACAGCAGCAGUGGCAGAAGGCCAUGGCCGACUUUAUAGCUGUGAUCAAAAUCGACAGGACUGUUGCUGCAGCUCAUAUCAACCUGGGGCUUAUCUACAUGCUGAAGAUGAACCAGAGUCAAAAGGCCAUUCGGAGGUUUAGCAAUGCUAUAAAAGCAGACCCCACAAACAUAAAGGGCUACGUAUGCCGAGCUAGAGCUUACCACAAUGUGAAUGAUCUGAAGAGGGCACUGAAAGAUCUGACUAGAGCUUUACACCUGAGGCCAGAUGACCAAUAUCUCCACAUCAUGAGAGGGCAGUGUUUGUGUAAUAUGGAACAGACCGCCCUCGCAACCUUCUGUAUACAGUAUUCAGCGGAGAUGAAAAAAGCUCUAGGCUUGACUCUGGUCCAGCAGGCAGCUGUCCAGUCUUUCUUGCAGAACGAUGCCAAAGCUAUUGCCUGCCUGGUGUCAGCCGCCAACUCCUGCCCCUCCCCUUCCAUCCUCAUCCUGUUAGGAAAGACACAGUUGAAGGUGCACAAGUUCAUGGAAGCUGUGGAGAGCUUUAAAAAAGCUCUGUCUUUCCUGAAUCCCAAAAAGACAAACAUCUGUAAUGUGCCAGAGGCUCCUGAGCUCUACUACCUCACCGGCGUGUGCUACAUGGCUCAGGUACGACUAAUACAAGCAAAAGACUCUUUACUGCCUCAGGCUCUGGAAGCUUUCAGCAAGGCAACCAGAAUAAACCCUGACUAUGCUGAAGCUUACCACCAGAGAGGCCUGUGCCGCAUACGCCUACAGCACUCCAACAGUGUACAGGACUUCAACAGAGCGCUCUGCAUCAACCCAAACUUCUACCAGGCCUACUUAAGCCGAGCUGCAUUGUACGGAGCUAAAGGACUAUAUAACAAAGCCAUUUUCAACUGCAGUGAAGCCCUCAAGAUUCAGCCAAAGAAUGUUAAAGCCUACCUGUAUAAAGGAGCUCUCAAAUUUUAUUUAAAGGAGUAUAAGAAAGCAGUGGAGGACUUGACAGUGGCCAUUGAAAUCGACAGUUCCUGCUCUCUUGCGUACUAUAACCGUGGUGUGUGUUACCAGGUUCUGCAGGAAUAUAAAUUGGCUCUUCGAGACUACAGCACUGUGCUGCUUCUUCCUGAACAGAAAGAGAUUGAGUUUAAAGUGCUCAUAAAUCGUACCCUUGUCCACAAGGAGCUUAAUGACCACUACAAUGCCCUUCAGGACUUGAAAGCAGCUGCCUCAAAACAGCCCAAGGAUGCAUCCCUCUUUCAUUCACUGGGACUCUAUUUCCACAGGUUAGGACAACUGCAGGAGGCGGUGGAGGCUUACAGCGAGGCUUUGAGACUCAGCCCUUUUCUCCUGAAUGCCUACGUUGGACGUGGCAAUGCCUUUAUGGACUAUGGCCACAGCCAGGGCUACAAACAGGCCCAAAGGGACUUCCUCUCUGCCCUGCAUCUCAACCCUCGCUGUUCCAGUGCCCGCAUUGGCCUGGCCUACAACUUACAGGUUUUUGGAUGCUUCCAGAGGGCCUGGAAUCAGUUCACAGUGGCUGUGGAGGUUAAUCCGAAGUGCUGGGCUGCCUAUGAGGGAAGAGCUAUUGUCAAUCUGCAGAUGGGGAACACAUAUGCAGCCUUCCAGGACAUAAACAAUGCUCUGAAGUGUAAUCCUCACUCAGACCAGCUCCUCACAAAUCGAGGUGUGAUAAACCAGUUCAUGGGAGACAAAGUCAGCGCCAUGAGUGAUUAUCAGAGAGCCAUUUCCCUCAACCCCACCUGUGCUCUUGCUUUCUUCAAUGCUGCCAACCUCUAUUUCUACAACAGACAGUUUGAGCAGGCGUGUGAGUACUACAGCCGGGCCAUUGAGCUGGACCCUAGUGACGAGUCGCCCAUCCUGAACCGAGCCAUUAGCCUAGCUCUGCUGCGGAAAAUUCCAGAGUCCUUACAGGACUUCAGUGAAGCUCUCCGUCUCUGCCCUUAUUCAGCUCAUAUCUACUUCAACAGAGCUAACCUGUACCACUCCCUCAGAAAGUAUAAAGCAGCAGAGAGGGAAUUCACACAAGCUCUCCAGCUUCAGCCUGACGAUGCUCUGCUGUAUAAGCUCAGGGCAGAUGUGCGUGGUCAUCUAGGGCUUAUGGAGGAAGCAGUCAAGGACUACAGAACUGCAGUGGAGCUCCAGGAUUCUAUACAGCGUCCAGAUUCUUUUAGCAGGACGCUGCCCACAGGACAUGGCCCACAGGAUAUGGCCCACAGGACGCUGCCCACAGGAAAUGGCCCAUGGGAAGCUUCCCAUUGGAAGCUACCCAUCUGACACGGACCACAAGACACGGCCCACAGCACGCUGCCCACAGGACACAGCCCACAGGACGGCAGCCCAGCAAUGACAUUGAGGUGUUUAAACUUCAGCAGUAGUGCACAAUCUGAUAUACUCAUACCAGAGCAAAACGUGCUACUAUACGUUAUAUCUUGUGUAUAUAUGUUUGUUGUACAUUAUCAGGCAAACGCUACUGCUCAUUCAGUGUUUUUCAGUUCAGUAACAAAACCUACUCUUCUGUUAACACUUAGAUGUUGUAGAUGUUGGAUCAUGGUUGUCCAGGGCAUUAGAAGAAACUGCUCCCUGUAGGACUUUAUAAAUUCAUGGCACAUGUACCGAACAACAGUUCUUUUUAAAACCACAUGCUUUCCAAAAACUGCUUUCAACAUUGAAUUGAAUAAGUUAUUAAUUCAUAAGAACACCCUGAUCUUUAACUGAUAUUUUCUGGACUGCUAACAGUCUCUCUGCAGGAUUACUCAAAUAGUUUUCAUACAGCACAAAAUUAAAAGACAGUAGGUGAUACUUUGCGUUCUUCGAGCAGUCGUGACACUAGUUCAUACAAAGACUGAAGAAGGACGGAUAUUGUGUAUAUGUAUAGUAUUCAAGUGUUAUUGUUGGGUGUGGGGGUAUACAACGUUGUGAAAAUAAUUCUGGGACACUACAUAUUCCAGCUUGUUUUUCAUUUAUUAUGUGCUGUUCCAUUUUAUACAGGAAUGUGUAGGCAGACCUCACCCCUAAUGAAAUGUUCUGCUUAGUGGUUCAGAGAGUUACAGGUUUAAUGGCUGUGUGUUAUUCUGCGUUAAGGGGGGGGGGUAAUUAAGGAAAGACUGCGUUUGGUGGUUGUGUAGUCAUUUAUCCAUUAACCUGUCUCUGUAUUUGGAGUACAGUUCAGCUGUGAUUGACAGUUAUGGCUUAGCACCGCUGGCCUACUUGCAUUUACAACAGAGGCUAAUAGCAUGCUCAUGUUUAAAGGCCAUUUACAAAUUCCUGCCAGCAAAAUACCUUCUUAUUCUACACUACAAUAAAAUAACCUGGAAUGUCAAAUUGUAUAAUUUUGGAAACGUAUUAAAUGUAUCGUAUUGAGAUUAUUAUUGUAAGAGUAUUCACUUUAUUUCUAGACUGUUUAUAAAUUUUAAGCACAUCCCAAAAUCAGAAUCAGGACAUUAGUAUGAGCCCAAGAUUUUAAUGUUUUAUCUGGUUAACCUAAUUUCACUUGUUAAUAUACAUUCCUGCAUUUCAGACCUAAACAAACAUUCCAAAAAAGUUAAUAAUAAUGAGCUAAAAAUACUAAAUAAUGAUGUGAUUUUAAACAGAUGAUGUCAGCAACAGUGUGUGUGAUGGUACCAUGGUCAGUUGUCAUAAGUCACAUGUCCAAAAGGCAUGGUGUCAUGGCAAGUGGUGCACUGUCAGAUCACCCUUGAACUAGGACAUUACUGGCACCAUGACAGCAAAAUGUUAAAAAGACAAUGACUCCUUUUUCAAACCUUUUAAGAAUACGUGCAUUCUGGUGCACUCUUCCAACAGGACAAGGCUCAUCCACAUAAUGCUGCUAUCUCAAAUGCUUGUUGUGAAUACACAGGUGGUGUUCCAUUACAAAACACAUUGUUAUGAUGACACUUUUUGUCUCUGAGUUUGUUUAAUCUAUUAACGUCUUAAAGUGUAAAACUCAAUAAAUAUUGUUCAUAUCAGUUAUUUUUUAAUAAUUUAUUGUUCUUGAUGACCUUCAUCUUUCUUACAA